UGGCCCGUUAAGAGCCUGCGGGCUGCGUCAGAAGCCUCAGAGCCCUGGCAUGGUGCUGCCUGUCUUCGGGGCUCCUGCCUGGGGCAUCAGUGCCAGUCCCUUGGAUGGCCUCCAGGAUGGUGAUCUCCGCCCACCCCAAAAUUCUGCUGCAGCUGAUACAAAAAGACCAGCCAGGAGGACCAGGAGCAAGGGUCCGAGAGAAGGUCUUGGAGGAGUUCCUCUGCGACCAGAAGUACAGCGAUGAGGAGAACCUGCCGGAGAAGCUCGCGGCCUUCAAAGAGAAGUACAUGGAGUUCGACCUGAACAAUGAGGGCGAGAUUGACCUGAUGUCCCUGAAGAGGAUGAUGGAGAAGCUUGGGGUGCCCAAGACCCACCUGGAGAUGAAAAAGAUGAUCUCGGAGGUGACUGGCGGGGUCAGCGACACUAUCUCCUACCGAGACUUUGUCAACAUGAUGCUGGGGAAGCGGUCUGCGGUCCUCAAGCUAGUCAUGAUGUUUGAAGGCAAAGCCAAUGAGAGCGGCCCCAAGCCGGCGGGGCCUCCUCCUGAGAGAGACAUUUCGAGUCUGCCCUGAGGACCCAGACCACGGCCUCCUGCUCCUCCCCACCCCAUCUCCCGCCCUUCUUUCCUGACUCUUUGGGAUUUAUGUACAUGUGUCUGGCCCCUGUGGGCUUGUGUUUUCUUAUUCUCUUUGUAAAGCACAAAUUAUCUGCCUUAAAGACUCUGGGUUGGGAACUCCUGAGCCUUGGGUUUCCCCAAUUGCCUAUCUUCUUCCUGCCUUUUCCUGGCCUUGGGCAGAAGGGCUGAUAUCAAACCAAAAACCGGAGAGGGCAGGGCCGAGGCAGAGGCGCUACCUCCAUCCUCCCAGAAUGCCUGCGACCCCAGUGCCAGGUCCCAAAAGCCUGGGGGGGAAAGGGCUACAGGCCUCAUUUAGGUUCCCUUGCAGAGCCCCAUGUUUCCAGUGCUCUCGGGUACCCUGGACGUAGCCACUCUGCCUCCAACCCCACAGAUCCCCCCCUUGACACACCCCUCUGGUCACCCCCAAGCAUGUGAUACGGGUGGAAAGGAAGGGAGCUUAGCCGUCCUUGCCCUUCCAGAAGAAACCGGAAGAAACCUUCUGGCCUUGCUCCCUGGCCACACCUCCCUGUUAGAGAAGCAAAAGGCUUCGGAGGUGGAGGUGAGGCUAGGGGCUCCAGGAAGUGUCAACCGGGAAGUCCAGCCCUGCAGGGAGGACACAGAGGGCCCCAGGAUGGGAGACAGGAAAAUGCUUGUGCAAAAGCCAGCACCCCGGUAAGCCAGCAGUCAGUGACAGGUUGUCCUUCUGAUCGCAAUCGCCUGAGGCCCGACUGCCUCCUCCAUGUCCCCUCUUACCCUGCUUGUGCUGCUCACACAUUCCUCCAUGUAGUCACUCAGCAUAUUUAUUGAGCACCUAUUAUGAGCUUUAAGUCCUUCCACUUUACCUCGACCUGGGCUGUGCCCACUGUUUCUAACUCAUCUUUCCUUCCCUGAGUCACUCAAAACCUUGGGCCUUGGGAUUGGACUGGGCUACCUGUGUCCCUUUUAGGGACUCAGGAUGGCAGAGCCCCCAUCUGCCCUGUAGGGGAGCUGGGCCUCUCCACUUCCGCUGUGAUGGCCACUGGGGUUAACUGCUUUGCCCAAGGCCAGGGGAAUCUGGAGACGGAAGAGCCUGCCCGAGCCUCGCGUCUGCUCUGGGUGCGUCAGUGUCACAAGCGGGGAAGGGGGCAGAGGGCCAACGUCCUGGGCCAGUACUCAGGAAGGCUUAUCUCAUCUUUCCAGUAAGCGUCAGGGCUGGGUGAGGGCCAGGCCUGCUCUGCGGUUCCUCUGUGACCUGCUUCUCAGACCCAGGCAGGCCAGUGUCAGAUGUCCUGACUCCACCUGUGAUCUGGGGUCCUUACCUGUGUCCUCAGGACUAGAGGCACUCACUCGUUGACUAGAUUUAUUAAGCUCCUGCUAUCGGCCAAGAGCUCACAACUCAGCAGUGGGACAGAAGCUUGUGGAACUUAUGUGCAGUGGGGAUCAAGGACCCAGGGACCAGGAGACCAAAGGGGAGUUGCCUUAGACUGGAGCAAGAGUCUUGAAGCUUUUGCAAAAGCUUAGGGACAGGGCAACUCAUUUGGGACCCCUCCUGUCUCCUGGGAGCUAUCUCCAUUCCCCGAUAAAUUUUCCUAUUAAAAAACAAAAAAAC
Messenger RNA from Octodon degus (degu), 2204 nucleotides. It is a transcript of the gene Aif1l, whose product is annotated as allograft inflammatory factor 1 like. Gene Ontology annotation, cellular component: actin filament; ruffle membrane. Gene Ontology annotation, molecular function: calcium ion binding; actin filament binding. The record is from RefSeq and is a predicted model, not a curated record. Gene Ontology annotation, biological process: ruffle assembly; actin filament bundle assembly. Bases 105 to 572 code for a protein of 155 amino acids. The transcript is spliced from 5 exons. Lineage: Eukaryota; Metazoa; Chordata; Mammalia; Rodentia; Octodontidae.